Molecule: messenger RNA, 11134 nt
Organism: Periophthalmus magnuspinnatus
Lineage: Eukaryota; Metazoa; Chordata; Actinopteri; Gobiiformes; Gobiidae
Gene: cep350
Product: centrosomal protein 350
Exons: 37
Coding region: 350-8953 (2867 amino acids)
Biological process (GO): microtubule anchoring
Cellular component (GO): centrosome
Molecular function (GO): microtubule binding
Source: RefSeq, a predicted model, not a curated record
GGUCUUGUCCUGAACUGCUUGGAUACUAGUUUCACUCGAAACAUCAACACAGUUACCCGGGAAAGGUAUUAUUACAUGCGUUAUUUACGCGAGUCUUUUGAAAAACACCCAAUCUAUAAUAUUUAAUUACGUCGGACCAAUUUGAAAAUCACACUGAGCGCAUGUCACGGGAAAAAGUUCUUAGCCUAGUUGGCAUAAGUACUAGCUAACAUCGGUUUGCUAACUUAGCUGCUAACGUUAGCGAACAGUCAGCUGAGCAAGUCGGAAGAAGUUUGGAUUUCACCAAUAUGACGGGAUUAUAAUGGACAUGGGUGUCUUCCUUCUUCAAAGUACCAACUAAAAGGAGAAGAUGAGGAGAAGCAAGAAGGCAGAAGCGGUAAUACAAUCGUCUGGCCCAAAUCUCAAAGCUCAUGAUGUCAGUGCUGAGCUAUCAUCUGCAUGGAAAAGCUUGACACAGUCCAAAGCGGCUUUGCGGCAGAUAGAAAACAAACUAGAAGCAGGUCCAGGAACCGGGGUUUUACUGGAGUCUAUUAAGGCGCCUUCUAAGAAAAAAACAUUGAGAAAAGAUGAAUGCAAAGAUGGACAACAAUGUGAUCAAAAAGAAAAAGCCACAAAAAUAAGGGGUCAUAAUUCACAAAGUCCAGAAAAGAGCAACUCUCGAGGCCCUCUUCGAAAUUCCACUCAGGAGAACACUACUCGCAACACUGUGGAAUUCAGGGAGCCAUUAGCCUCCUACAGAGAGGCCACCACUCCGCCACAUCCCUCCUCUCCUCCUGACCUGUCCAGUCUACAGUCAGCGCCAGGGUCUUCGUACUCAUCCCAGCCGUCUAAUUCAAAUCCUGCUCUGAGUCAGCUUGUGUACCAGAGAGACACCAAGGACAAGCAGACUGACAGGGACUUGGAUAGCACACACUCCUCCACUAUGGAACGUAUGGAGGUCCGCUACCUCAAUGAUCUACCAGCCCUGGACACAAUGAGGACUAAUCUGCCCCACUCUCGGGCACUCACUAGAGAGGCCCUACAGUCAAACAGCUCUCUCAAAGCACAACUUCUACAGAGCACUGACAGCAAAGAAAGUGGAAGUACCCCAUCCACUAGUCCUGGUUCAGCUUCACAACGUUUAGAAAACCUAAGACGUCAUCAACCAGAUGAUAAACUGGAAAAACUAAAAGAGCGGAUCCGAAAGCAGAGACAACAUCUGGAGGAAACUGCUGAAAAAGAAAAGUUGGGUAGUUAUUUAGAACAGCCACUUAUUGGAAAUGGCAACUGUGGUACUUGCACCAUUCCGACAGUGAAAGUACGGAAAGUAGCAACUGCACCAUCUGCACCUAUUUAUAAAGGUUUCAAUACUACUGAAACUAAAAUACAGACUCCAGAUGGAAAAAUCUGGCAUGAAGAGGACUUUCACAAUCUCAGUAGAGAAAUUUAUAAAGACCUGUCUCAACGGUUUGAAGGAAGCACAAAAUCACAGCUCCAGAAAGGACAGAGAGACCUUUCCAAAGAGAGCAAAUCUCAUAAACCUGUGCGAAAAGUUCAAAAAGUUGUCCCUGCCUCUGAAUUUGCAAAGCCAGUAAUAAAUCCUGCGUCAUGGCGGGAAGGCCAGAAGCUUGUGAAGAUGGUAUUAGGCAAAGAUCCCAUGGUAACAACUGAGGAGUCCCAAAAUACUAGGAGAAAAAAUCUAAAAGGCCCCCACUGUAGAUCCAGUUCAGAUCCAUGUGCAGAACUAAAUCAACCUCAAAAUACAGCAAAGAAACCAGAGAGAAGUGAAUUUCACAAUAAUGCAAGAACCUCUUCCACGGCAGUGCAAGAACCAUCUUCUGUGCGUGUGGGCUCAGACAUGUUGUCUGUAGACAUCAAAGGGAUAUUGGACGACCUCCAACUCGAGUGCAAAACUACAGAGAGAGGUGAGCGAGUCAGAGGCACAUCCCGGCGGGGGGCAAGUCACAGACAAGGCCGAGGGAGUUCAGGCUCAAGAACAAGGGCUCCUGUCUCAACAUGGGGAACUACAUCAGCACGAGGGUGCCGUAGUGCCAGUCCGUCCUAUCGAUCAAGAGCUGUCAACAGAGUGGAGACAGGGCAGAAAAAGCGCUACUAUGAUGCAGAUAAAGUUCGUCAAUACAUUGCCCAGCAACAAGAAAAGAGAAAAAGGCAACAGGUGGAAGAAAAGAAUGCACUGAGGGAGGAGGCAGAGAAGAAGCAACAGAGACUGCAGGAGCUGUAUAGAAAGCAGAGAGAAGGUGCUAAAACAGUGGCCGCUAGCACUGCAGUACCUGCUCAAAUGCGACUUCAAGAGACCUUCAACAAACUGCUGCUGGAAGGGGCACAACUGAAGCAGGAGCCUACACAAAUGAGACCAUUGUACCAACCGUCUGGAGAGUCUGAUAAAGAAAAUAUGAGACUGGAGCAAGCUCAGAGCCCAUCAAGCAGUGACCGAUCUUUAAAUCAUCCCCCUCUCUCCAGAAAUGAUUUUGAUUUUAGAGAAGCCUCAUCAGCGCACCUUGAACAUUUAAUACCUACAACACAACCGGUGACUGGUCCUGUAUGCAGUAAUGAGCAUCUUCUUUCUCAGCUUCUCAGACUAGAGAGUGCAAUAGCGGCGAGUGAAAAGCAAACCAAACGACAUACCGCUGCACCUAGUCAUUCACCAGAGAAGAUGUCUCGCAUUGAAGCCCUGAAGGCCACAGCCAUGUCCUUGUCCAACCGUAUAGAGAGUGAAGCGUGUAAGCUUGCUGGGGAGGGCUUUAAUUAUGGAUUAACAACUGCUGUGGAUGUGGACACCAUACUGGCACCAAGGUCCUCGCACACAUGUGGUGAGGACCGUGGCUGGACUGCAGUUGAAAGUGAGGACAUGGCUUUUAGUACUGAAAGAAUGUCUGGAACCAGAAGUAUGUACAAUAGGACAGCUUUUCCCGAACAAGAUUUUGUUCUCUUUAAGGCUCCAACAGAAAGGAAUAGGAGGGUCAACAGCCAGACUCUCCCAAAAUCAGGCUCAGUUAUUGGUUCUUUUCAAGACAUAAAGUGGUUGGCCAAUGACUUGGAGAAAAAUCCAAAGACAAACAGACAACAGUAUGACGCACCAUGUAUAGAGGAUAAACACCUAGAUAGACAUGAUAGCUCAGGGUCCAUCAGUGAAGGUCCCUUAAGUGAAGGGAGUCUCACUGAUGGCGACCACAGCUCUCCUCCACCUGCAAAUGCAUUUAGGCCUAUUGGCCACCAGGGGGCAGUGCAGCACUCUGUAAGAAAAAGUCACCAACGUCUGUCAGAGUUCCAAAAGGAUGCUGAGAAAUGUGCAGCUCUCACUUCACUACUUGCUCAUCAGGAAAACUCAAAACCGGCCUGGGAAGAGUUUAACAAAGGAAGCCCUUUAAGCGUUAUUAAUAUUUUCACCAAAAGCCUUCAAGGAAAUGUUAAAGUUGGAGACAUGUAUUCAGAGAGGAACUCUCCUGCGCAUCUGCAGCCCUCGGGUAGUCAUGUUGCAGAUUUAGAUGACUUUGUGUCCACUCAAAGCAGCGGAACCGGUGGCCCAAAGGACUUCAAUGCAUUGCGUUCUGAUAACCAUUAUGAAGAGUUGUUGAGGCGGUCUACAGGAGGCAGUACAACCCAUCAUUCAUCUGUGCGAUCGUCACAGCAUUCGUCUUGCUCCACACCUGGAUCUUCACCUCGUUCAAAGAAUUCUACCAAAAUAAGAGGCAAGAUUUCAGAUCAGAGUGAUGCUACUUUGGUGGAGGAGCAUAUAAAUUCUCCUCCUUCAGAAGCACUAUCGUCUGAAUGCAGAAAAAGUUCUGAUGUGGUCAAGAAGAUGUCUCCACCAUCCAAGCUUAGGCAAUCCCCUUCUGGUUCCCUGGAUCAUAGUUCUGUGGAGUCAGAUUCCUUUAGCGAACCCUUUAGUAGAAGCACUGCAGAAAAGGCAGCUAACACAAACACGGCAGCGUACUCUGGCCUGGUAGAAGUCGAGGCAUCAGGUGAAUUGCAGUAUUCUCCUGCAGUUCUACAGCAGCGGCUGGCCGCAGAACUCCAUUACCUGGAGUCCAUUGAAGAGUCUGUGCGGCAACUGGGUGACAUAGAACGACUGAUGUGUGUCUCUGUAGCUCAACAUGAAAGUGCUUCCUUGACCCAAAUGCUUAAGUCCAAGCAACAACAACAUGAACAGGAAUUGUAUGAAUUAAAGAUCAAGACCGAGAGAGAAGCUCUUGAGACAAAGCUGCAAAUGGAGGAAAACCGGCAGAGAGCUGCCCAGGCCCAUAUAGAACUGCAGGAAGGUUUGGCUGCAACUCACAAGGAGACCCUGGAAGGCCUCCAGGAGGCAACAACAAAGAUGAUGAGUCAACAGGCUGAGGCAGCACGGUACACAGCUGACACUGCCCGGCACAUCAAAGAAAUGACAGAAAUGGCACAUGCUCAUUUGAUGACUUAUAACCCUGCUUCUGUGCAUACUUCUGAACUACUGAAGGAAAAGCCUCACUUGAGGACCAAAGAUAAAGCCAAUCUAAGUUAUGAAUCAAGUAGAACCAUAACAGAUGAGCACCCCUCUGAUAAUUCUGACUCUGAAUCCUUCAGAAGUCUUGGACUCAGUGAACCUGACCCAAAUUAUCUCCACAGUUUAUCUUCUGAGCAUAAGGAAAGGAGGCAUGAGCCACCUAAAGAGAAGUCUUAUAGAGCAGAGGGCAGCAUUUCCAUUGAGGAUGAAGUUCCUACAGCUGCAAAUGAAUCUCUCUGCAGUAACAGUAUUCUAUCAGCUGUGGAAGAAAAAGGCGACACUACAUCAGUUGCAACAGAGUAUUCUCACAAGUUUGAGGAUUCAAUAACUGAAGAUGAGAUUGAAGAACGAUCCUUCCGCUCCUUAUUACCAUCUGAGGCCCAUCGCAGAGAGAGUUUGGACAAGAAGUUGCAGCAACACGAUGAAUCAGAGGAAGAUGGUGCAUGCCACAAUGGUAGACCAUCUUUGGUGGCUCACAACAUUCUAAAGCACCAAGAGGUGUCAUCAGCCUUCUCUGGGGGACAGGACAGCUUCUCUCAUUUCACUAUGGAAAUGGUUCGUCAGUACAUGAGGGAUGAAGAGGUCAGACUGCAGCAUCAAAGCGCAUUGCUGCGUCUCCGUCAAAAAGCCCUCAAAGAAAAAACAUGCACUGAACUGGCCUGGCUGGAACACCAGAAGAAAAAACUGAGGGACAAAGGGGAGGAUGACAAAAUGCCUCCUAUAAAGAAGAAACAGAGAGGCCUUCUGCUCAAACUCCAGCAAGAGCAGGCGGAGAUUAAGCGGCUGCAGGAGGCCAACAAAGCUGCACGAAAGGAGAGGCAGCUGCUUCUGAAGCAACAGGAGGAGAUCGAAAGAAUGAGGUCGUCCACUCUCAAACUCAAAGAACGCCUUAGGAGUGCCGCCACUGAAGCGCCCUCUGAGACAUCUUUAUCCGAAGUGGCAUCGUCCACCUUGGAAAAUACAGAUCCAAAUGUCCGCAGUCCUUCUCCCCCUGUUUCUAUAUCUGGAAGUGAGACAAGCAGCAUCAUGCAGAAGCUGAAGAAAAUGCGCUCUCAAAUGGAUGAAAAGUUCCUUACCAAACGUGAGCAGCAGCUGAUGCAGAGGCGUCGCCAUGCUGAAGAACUCCUUCAGUGGAAGCAGCGACUAGACCAGGAGGAGGCAGAAGUCCGCAAGAUGGAGAAGAAGGCCCUGGCUGCAUGGGAUGAGCAAAAAUCCCAAAACAAAGAACAUGAUGAGAGUGAAAAGGACUUCCACAUGAGUCAAAGGCAGAAAGACAUCACGGUGGAUGUUGAUCUCUCCUCAGCCACACCAGAGUCCAGUAUACACACUGAUGUGGAGACACAACAAGAGAAAACCUCCAUCCAAAGCAGUCCAGCCUACACGGAUGAUUUUACCUCAGUAUCCCCUUCACCAAACAGACAAUCUGCGCAGAAGUCAACAAUCAAAGAAAGUGUUGAUGCUUCUCCCUCAGAACAUGACCAUAUGUCUAACCAGAGACACACCACUGGCAGCCCUGUCACUAAACAAACUGAACACAUUUCAGACCAAAGUGACAUAGAGAGUCGCAUAAGGGCCCUCAAGGAAGAACUAAAAAAACGAAAGUUCACUGCCUAUCAGCUGAAAAAAGAACAGAAGAAGAGGACCAAAGAGCGACUGAAAGCAAAAGAGGCCAACCUACUGAAGCAACUGGAGACUUACAAUGACUUUAUCGAGAAGACCAAAGCAGAGUUAAACAAACAGCCAGAGUCAGCACCAGAUACCACGUCCCAAAUGACAGAUUCAGUCUCCUGUAAUACAGAUCAUCCUAAUGAUAAGACGUGUCACAGAAAAAACUCUGAAUCUGAAAGGAUACUCACCUUGGUGGACAAAGCUCUACCUGAUCAAAGUAGAUCUACGUCUAUGAAUUCAACAAUUUCUGAUGAAGAACCACCAACAGUGGCAUCAACUCCGAGACCUGACAGCCCUGACCUCAACCUUACCCCAAAAAACAUCCAAGCACAGGCACAAGAAUCACUACGUCAUAGUGUCACUUCUGAACAUGAAUCUGAAAUGCAAGAGGAGCUAAAAUUAGAAAUUAGCAAGUUGUCUAAGGAUCAAGACUCCAAGUAUCUGCUCAAGAUGGACAAGGAAAACAAAAUGGACACAGCAUCUGAAUUAAUAAAUCGUCAAUCUCCAUCAUUCAGGCAAGACCUUGAACCAUCUAAGUCCCCACCUGUACCUAUAGAUAGGUUUGUAGCAGCAGACGUUCCAACUCGCAUCUCAUCCAGUGCACACUCCCUUGAGGAAACAUCCAAAAAUGACAGUAAGCCUUCACGUCUUCUAGCUAACAGUUAUGACACCUUUGAGUCAUCAGUUGAUACAUUGUUGAGGGAAAAUAAUUCAACUGUACAACCAGCAGCUGAAAAUUCAAUUAACAAUUCAGAUCAAACCUCUUUAAAGAAGGAUGUACUUGCUUGGACUGCAUGCACUGACAGUCAUGAAGAAGAAAUACAGGAGGAAAUACCUGAGGACUUUAGCAGGCUUUCUGCAGCAAGUAAUCAUAGUCACCAGUUUAUAGAUGUGUUGAAUGCCCAGGUAAAAGAAGAGCUAAAGCCUGAUAGCAGAAACAGGGUGGACUCUACCCACUCUGCAUCUGUAACUCCUCUAGUCACAGAUGAAAUGCCAGGCUUUUGUAUCGGGGACCGUGUUGUUGUCAGUGGAGUUCAGCCUGGCACUUUGAGAUUUAAAGGCUCAACCAGCUUUGCCAAUGGCUUUUGGGCCGGUGUGGAGUUAGACAAGUCUGAAGGAAGCAACAACGGCACUUAUGAUGGCGUGUUAUACUUUGAAUGUGCUGAGAAACAUGGCAUUUUUGCUCCUCCUGACAAAGUCACUCAUCUCACAGAUAAGUUUGAAAUGUACAUGGACACCACUGAAGAUGAUGACUCUUUUCAUGAUGACAUGUCAGAGGAAGAAAACCAAAAACGUCAAAGAAAAGAACCCAAAUCUCAAACCAAACCAUGUUUUGGAAAUAAUCAAAUGUUUUUGAGGGAAUUAGGAUCAGGAGACCCAAAGGGUGCUGAUGAUUUACAGCAGUUGGAUAACGCUCUCUAUAACUCUGAGCCUCAUGAACAUCCUGUACCUAAUGGAACAAGCGUCUGGGAUUUUGGAGAAGUGUCUCCCACUCCCCUCAUAAAGGACAAUGAAAAGGUUCACCUGAGCACACAUGCUAAGCAGAAGGUUACUAAUCUCGAGAAAUCAGAUUUGGAGCUCAACAAUCAGCUCGUGAUUUCUUCAGACUUGAAGAGUGAUGAGGGGCUAAAGGACAAACUCGGCUCAUUGGCGGAUAAAAUGCUGGAUAACUUUGUAAAAGACACAUUGCAACAAUUUGCAGAUCUAAAAAAAUUAAAAGCCAAAAAGAUACAUGAUGCCAGCCAGAUCAAUGGAAAUGUGUUUGAAGAGGCUUUGGCUUCCUCAGUGGAUCAGAAAGAUGGCCUGCCUUUUUUUCUUACUCAAGAAAAGGAGGAAAUGUCUUCUCCUGAACUGUGCACUCGCCCAGAAAGCCCUGUGCUGGGGCUGAGUGGACAAGAGGAGCUGGCCAAGCGUUUGGCCGAACUGGAACUGAGUAGAGAGCUGGAUGAGUUUGGUGAUGAUCAGGACUGGUUUGAUGAAGACUAUGGCCUCAGCUCUCGUCGAGAACAACAGAGACUUAAACAGAAACAGAGGGAGGAAGAGGAGCAGGCCAAGCUCGGAGGUCAUUUUGGGAAGACUGUCCCUUCACCAGGGGACCAGCAGGUGAAAACUCCCCCUAGGCCAGAGCUUCCUCACCCCAUGCCUCCAAAACUACCCGAGGAGCCUGCUAUGGUGGUACCUCACUCUGCUGCAGAGAUAGAAAAGAUGACCCACGCUGCAGCUUUGGAGAUCUGGACAACCUGUGGCCUGGACAAGGAGGGAACUACAGCCCUCACACAGCAGCAAAAACCCAAUCCCUCACAAGAAUAUUUAGGUAAAGAGCCCAACAGUGAGGACCAGGAAGCUGUCUGUCUGAGGAGCUAUAAAACGGCUGUGUUUGAUCUGACUUGGGAGAUCCUUCAGGACGUCUUUGCUGAAGAUCCCAAUGUCGACCAACCGCAGUGGGUUAAGCCGCAAAGAGUCAAGUCCUCAUCUUUCCACAAAGUGAGAACAGCGGGAGACAUCAGCAGAAUCCAGAAAUUUGUUACUACUGAAGUACUGAAGUUGUAUGGUCUUGCAAAGGAUCAAUACCAAAGAACCGACUGGCCAAAAAUGCUCAAAUUUGGUCGAAAGAAGAGAGACAGAGUCGAUAAUAUUCUGGUGCAAGAGCUUCAUGAGGAAGAGUCUCAGUGGGUCAAUUAUGAUGAAGAUGAGCUGUUUGUUAAAAUGCAGCUCGCCGACAGCAUCUUUGACGCUUUGCUCAAGGACACAGCAAAUGUGCUCACUCAGAUUUAUGACAAAAGGUCCAGAAGAAAAAGUGUUUCCUGAUGACAUUCACUGCAAAAAUACAAUAAUGAUCCUUUCCUAAAUCCAGUGGACAAGCAGAGUUUAACCACUUUGUUCUCCAGCUGUUAUGUGCCAUUGUCAGCCCUCAAAUGCCUUUAGACUCAGCGUUACCUCUCAAAGUACCGGUAGUUUCUACGAUAUCGUUGCUGGAAAACCCUUGUAAUAUGUGAGCAUUCUUAAACACAAUCACCUCACACCACUCAGCCUUUUAAUAUCCCUUUAUUUUCAUCAAGUUGCUGCUUUUCCACAUUUUCAAACUUUUCGCAAUAAUUUACGAGUAAACUUGAACAUUUAUAAAAAAAGUUAAAUAUUUUAAUAACUCUUUUUAACUUUUCACAAGGACAACCAGUGUAAAUUUGUACUGCUAUUUUUGGUGUUAUUAAUGCUAUUUCACAGUAAUAACUGUCAAUGGAUUAACUACGAUUAUAGAUAUUAGGACGCAUAGUUAAGUGAAAGGAUAAAGAAACUCUUAAGGAUUUGAGUCUUCAGAAAAAUGCAGUUUGUUUUCUGGAGCCCCUCAUCCCAAAAGUACAUUUUCUUUUUACACAGGUUGUCUUUGUCAAUCUCUAAAAAGGUUAGGUGAUUGUAAGGCUUGUCAAAAAUGUAAGAAAUGCAGAAUUUUAUAUAACUGUAGUUCUAUCCAGUAUUGGUUUACUGAGCUGCUCUACUUACGGCGUGUAUGGUAAAAGUAAACAAUUGUCUCUAGAGUAAUAUUUAUUUUCCAAAUGUAUAGAUUUUAAUAUUUGGAAUUAUAUUUGAUCUUAAAAUUAUCAAGUACUGUGUAACUGGAAAAGCACAAAGCUAAAUGUGAAUGUGGCAAUAAUAUGAUGUAGCCAGCCAACACGGUUAUUGAGAAGUAGACCAAAUGUAACAUUUAUUCAUAGGCUUGGCCAAUCACAAUAUAAUCUGGUUGUGAACCUUAUUUUGACAGUUUUGUUAAUGUAUCAGCUUUAUCUCAAAUGGUCGGUAUAAUAUUUAUCCUUCAUGGACCUGAAACAUUUACUAAAGCAAAUAAUCAUAAUCGGAGCACAAUAUAUUUUCUUAUGACUGGAUGCAUUGAGCAAAUGUUUGCAUAGGAUUGUUGCCAGUCACUCAAAAAGCCUAGUAGAGUUUCCUUAUACCCUUUGAUCCAUACAUUUGUCUUCAUAGCUCCAUUUUUGCCCAUUGCCUUAACUUUUUGUGUAAGCAGCAAUAUAUUUUACUGUGCCUCAUCCUAUAGAUAUCUUUAUUCAACUGACUACCCUCUGUUUGACCCUGCCUGUCUCUUUAAAUAUUGAACACAGUAGAUCCUUUGUAUUGAUAACUUUAAUCAGGAACUAUGUUGACAUACCGCUAACCCUGCACUGAGGAAGUUGUAACUUACAGAAGCUGGGGCCUCUCCAGAGCUAUGUUUUUUCUUUUCUUCAGCAUUUCUCUAACCCAGUGAACUGUACUUAAUCUUUCUGGCAAUGCUUGUAUAUUAUUCUUAAAUAGCCCAAUAGUUUAGGAGCACCUCAAAGUGGCCUUAAAACGUGUUCCGUGACUGGGUUAUUCUGCAAAAGUAAAAUUAUUUAAAUGAUUACAUCAAACCGUAUCAUCUGAAAUACCAAAAACCCUAAACCAGGAUUUCAAGGUUGCUGGGCUUGUCUGUGAGUUGUUGUAUGAAGUGUAUAACUGUUGUAUGAAGAUGAUUGUAACAUGGCGGAUUUGGGGUCCCCCAGUGUAACUAUGCAGUUGUCUUGUUGGUCUUGUGUAUUUAACACUUUAAAGACCAGUUGACUCACACUUGACUGUAGAUUUGCUCAUCUGUGAAGGGUUUGUGUCCUUUUUACGGUUUUAUGUAACUAUGUUCUUUCCUGUUUUUAAUGAGAAAGAAAUACUAACUGUAAUGUAAAUAUGUGUAGUUGUUAAAAUCUCCAAGAUCUGAGAUUAAUCAACUGUUGGGUCAUAAUGUUUUAAAUUGUUUGAUUAUUUAUAAUGGUGUGCUCCAUGUUAGCAAAGUGCACUUGGAGACUUGUAAUAUUCUUGUAUGGGUGUAAAUAUACUGUAACAUUAUCCAUUAUCGCCCGUUGAUAUUGUAUCUUGAAUAAACUGGGCAAUUUGUCUUUUGCAAAUAUGUACAAAGUAUAUAUAUGUUUGCUAAAUGAACUUUGGACUUGUAAAUAAAGUGUUUCCUGUUUGUUA